Messenger RNA from Pisolithus orientalis, 1431 nucleotides. RefSeq lists its product as uncharacterized. Bases 36 to 1136 code for a protein of 366 amino acids. The record is from RefSeq and is a predicted model, not a curated record. NCBI's taxonomy places the organism in Eukaryota, Fungi, Basidiomycota, Agaricomycetes, Boletales, Pisolithaceae. The transcript is spliced from 6 exons.
AUAAUCCCUCUUUUACUUUCCUCCCGAAAGCCAACAUGCCAUUCUCUCGCUUUCAGCUUCUGAGGGCGACGACGAGAAGCCCGUGGACGAGAGAUUUCCGGCACCUCCUUCCUGUGCCGAAGCACUUUGCCAUCAAACAGUCUUUCUAUGAUCCUGGUAUAAAAGCAGUACGCGUCAAGGACCGUAUCAAGUUCUGGAAUGUCGUUCCGGGUGACCGCGUUCGCGUCCGCGGGGACGGUAGUGGCACAAUUCACGAGGUUCUGAGCAUCAACAGGUUCACGAACCGCGUUUACUUGAAGGGUACUAUCAGAGAGCCAACAAAGGGCAAGAUGCCGGUGAACAAGAGCGUGCACUACUCAAAAUGCCAACUAUUAAUAAAGGAGAUGGAAAAGAAGGCGGAAAAUGGCACUAUAGAGAAAGUGCACGUCUUUGCGAGGCGUAUUGGCGUACGGGACCCCCAUUGGAAUCCUGAAUUUCGCCGGUUUGACUGGAAGCGCGUCGUGCUUGCAUCUAUACCGGCGCAUGUAGAACGCAAUGCUGGGAAGGAGAUGGUUUUACCUUGGCCUGAACCAGAGGCACCGCCAAAACCGAAACCCAACAUCCUUCUGGAUACCCCAUCGGAGACCGUUCUAAAAGUUACCUACCAGCCACCAACGUUCCGGACCAGCGGCAAAGCGAAAUCAGGGGUUGCCGAUGAAAAUGCGUAUAUUAAGACCUUGUUCAGUCCGUCUCCCAGGGGUUUCGAUGAAUCUCGGCCCGUGGAGCUGCAUCUCGCGAAAGAGUUGUCCAAUCCGCACAGUCGUGCGAAGAAGCAAGCAAGGUGGCAAGCAGCCCGCCGACGGAAGUCUGAGCUGCUCAAGAAGUUCGUUUCUCGCGAACUCUUGAAUCAAGGCGAUCGGACUGCCCGUGAGGCACGCGCCGAGGCGGUCUUCAAGUGGCGACAGCAGAUGGAGGAGGAACGGAAAGCGGAGAAGAAGCGGAGGUGGUUCACAGCAGAGCGUCUGGCCAAGCUUGCCAGGAAGGCUAAGCGCAAGCAGAGGAAAGCGGAGAAGCAGAAGGAGAGACUUACCCAGUUGGUGCUCAAGGACGCUCCCAACCAGGUUAUACCUGGUUCGUCCAAACAACGACGUGCAUAGUGUCGCUAGUCCGCCUGGUCAGUUUACGACCUGGUGGUACCCUCUCGAUUACUUUAUAUUCGACUGCUGGAUCCGCUUCAUUCUCGUUCCCAAAAUUUUUCGUGCAUCUGAGGUGAGGAUGGGAUUCUCGUCCCUCUGCUGCAAGUUGUCACACUAUUGGGUGGUCCCAUGUCUCACCUCACUUCAAGGUGUGGAUUGUUGGGUAUCGGGUAUCCGCUGCGCGUGUCUUUCGGGAUUCAGACAAAAAUGAUCUUGGAUCACUAGCUGCGCAAGCGCUGGUCGCCCUCACUGAAGG